CUGCUGUCGGCUGGCCACCACCAGACUUGGGGACCUCUGGCCGCGUUCCUGACCUGCAGCCUGACUGGCCGGGACCAUGGGGUGCUGCCCAGGCGAGUGCUUCGGCUGCUGCCCUCAAGAACAAGACUGCUGUGAAGUGUGCUGCUGCCAGCCCGCCUGCUGUGGCUGCUGCGGGUCCUGCUGCGGGUCCUGUUGCGGCUGCGGCGGCUCGGGCUGCGGGAACGGCUGCUGUGGAUCUUCCUGCUGCGGCUCGGGCUCCGGCUGCGGCUCAGGCUGCGGGGGCUGCUGCGGGAGCUGCUGCGGCUCCGGUUGCUGCGGCUCCUCUGGGUGCUGCGGCCCUGUUUGCUGCCAGCCCACACCUGUCUGCGACACGAAAUGAAGUCCUUUCCCCCCACCACUGAGGCAGUCCGGGUGAAAGCCUCCGUCUGCUCCAGGUGGAGACCACUUGUCUCCAGCACCUUCCUCGCCCCCAAGACAGUGUCCAGCCUUGGGUGUUAUUUGUAGAGGAGGCCUUGUUCUCCAGUGUCUGCCCUGGUGUGUCGAGGCACUGAGAACAAGAACCAUGCUGGUGAGGAAUUAGAACUGAGUCUCAGCCAAAGUGAUCCCAGCAGCUCAAAGGGUGAAUCCCCGUGACUUUAUUUUCAUGAAGCUGGAUGUCUGGUCACUAUAAGGCAUCCUCUUAUUCAAGAUGUCUUUGGGACUGAGCCCUCCCCUCCAGCUGUCUGCUGCUUUUGAGAUGCAAAAUUCCUCUUUAUUCACUUCCUAAUAAAUUCGAGCAUGCUGCCUAACCAAAUUAGUUCUCCGGCCUCUUCCUUCAGCUCCCUCUUGGGCACUGGGCCAGGAACACUUACUCUGGCAUCUACAAUAGGGCUUUGGAAAUGUGAUUUGUGGAUCACGUGCAUCAGAAUCACCUGGGGGCUGGUUAAAGUGGAGAUUCUGGAGCCCUCCCUGAGACACGCAGAAUCGGAAUCCACACAGGUGUGGCCUGGCAACCUGUGCCUUCAAGAAGCUCAGGUAAUUCUUAUGCACUGAAGUUUGAAGAUCAUAGAUGUGGACCAAAUCUUCCACGUGCUGCCAUGAGAUUCACCUGGAGAGGCUUUUAAAAAUCCAGAUCCCUGGGCUUGGCUGCUGGAGAUUUUACCCAUUAGCUCUGGAGUGGGGCCCUGGGACCUGCAUUUUUGAAAGCUCUCGGGUUAAUGCUGAUGCUGGCCGAGUCUAACCUUUAGCGAGGGGCGUGGCUUCCUUCUGCAUUCUCCUAGGACGGUCCUGCAGGAGGGCUUCAGGUUGGAGGAGAACUUUCUGGCAAAGCCCAGGGGAAGAGGCUUUGAUAAAACAAGCUUGGUUCUGAAUGGAAGGGAUUCCUGUUUCAAAACUUGGAGAACACACAGCUUCUAAGAAGGUUCUGGGAAAUUCGGUUCCUUCCUCCAGCCUCAUGCUUCGGCGAAGUCUCCUGUUUCUGGGUUAGGUUUUCUUGUCCUGGUAGAAAUACCAGCUGUAUUUCUUCUGGUUGAGUUCCAGCAAUGAGAGAAGCGAGUGUACAUCUGUUAGGUGGGGCCUGGCCCCAGGUGUGUGUGGAUCCCUCUGGAAGGUUAAGAUUCAAAAGAUAGUUGAUUCAGUCUCUUGCUGAACCUGAUCUUGAGCUGCAUGUGGAAUAAAACUAAUUCUGCUCUUGCCCUGGCAGAACAAUAUUUAUUUUUAUUCCUACAAGGCAAUGUUUCAUUCAACAAACAAAAAUAUCUUUUCUGAUUAU
This is a messenger RNA of Equus caballus (horse), 1750 nucleotides long. It is a transcript of the gene KRTAP17-1, whose product is annotated as keratin associated protein 17-1. NCBI's taxonomy places the organism in Eukaryota, Metazoa, Chordata, Mammalia, Perissodactyla, Equidae. The record is from RefSeq and is a predicted model, not a curated record.